GCGACUCCCUCAUUUUAUCGUACCCCGAGCGAAAAUGGGGACUCGAAGAGAAGAACCCACCGCCACCACCAACUGGAGCGAAGAAGUGGAGGACUUGGUGUCCGCCGGCGAAGUCUCCUCCGCCGUCUCCCUCCUCGAGUCCCUCAUCUCCAAACUCGAAUUGCAGCAAGAAGAUGAGCCAUCCUCCAAUCUCCAAUUGGCCUCCGCUCUCGCCGAAUUGGCCCGUCUCUACUCCUCCCAGGGCUUCUCUCUCAAGUCCGAUCAGCACCUCGCUCGAUCUUCCCUCCUCAAACAACGCGGUGGCGGCAGCUCAUCCUCUCGUGAUGUAGAGAUCGCCACGGAGGAUUUGAAGGACGAUCGAGGUGCAUCGCCGCGUGCUGCUCUGACCUGCAUUGACUCCUUGGGAUCUUCCGCUGAAGGGCACAUUCAGCAUCAGAUGCGUGAUGAUGAAGCAGCUUGCGAUGCAACUUCAGAGGAUGAUUGGGAAGCUUUGGCAGAUCGUUCUCCAAAUGAGUUACUCCCUGCAGAAUGCUUACCUGAAGUGUCAAAGCUUUCUUUGGAAGAUAGCAAAAAUACUAAAGCCCCUAAAAGGCGUGGAAGGGGCACUUUUACUUAUAAGAAAGAUGAAUUAUAUAGUGAUCGGGUAGCAGACGAUUUGACCAUUGAUGAAGUGGAUGAUGAAGGUCAAUCUCAUAAUUCAGAAGAAAAGCCUAUAUUGAGACCCUCUAGAUAUGGCACUAGUCAUGUUCUUGUUCUUGCUGGGUUUCCUCCAAGCACUAGAACAACAGAGCUAGAGAAGCUCCUCGAGGACUUCAUAAAUCGAGGAGUAGUGAUUCGGUGGGUCAAUGAUACUACUGCCCUUGCAGUAUUUCGAACACCAGCAAUUGCACUCGAAGCUCUUAGCAGUAUUCAAUUUCCGUUCACGGUACGAAUACUGGAGGAGGGGGAUUCUCUCUUGAGUUCAGUUCCAGCAACGGACUUGGAACCUCCAAAGCCAAGGCCACAAACAUCCGCCCGAACUGCUCAGAGGCUCAUUGCUCAGAGCAUGGGGUUGAAGUUGCCUUCCUCGUCCUUUGGUUCAAGAGAAUUGAGGGAACAGGAAGAAGCCCGAAAGGACCGGAUUGUGAGGAGGCAUAAGCUGAGAGAUGAUGCUUGGGGUGAAGACUGAAAAUUGAGGUUUCAUGGAAUCGAUGAAUCUUGAAAAGACGUAAAAACACAUUUUACAUGCGUCGUAUAGCACUCCUUUGAGGGGAUCUUAUCAUUUGGCACAUCGAGGGUCUUCCCAGCUGAAUCAGAAGGCAUUUUCAUC
Molecule: messenger RNA, 1309 nt
Organism: Rhodamnia argentea
Lineage: Eukaryota; Viridiplantae; Streptophyta; Magnoliopsida; Myrtales; Myrtaceae
Exons: 7
Coding region: 35-1168 (377 amino acids)
Source: RefSeq, a predicted model, not a curated record